Messenger RNA from Lasiosphaeria miniovina, 459 nucleotides. RefSeq lists its product as uncharacterized. The record is from RefSeq and is a predicted model, not a curated record. The transcript is spliced from 2 exons. NCBI's taxonomy places the organism in Eukaryota, Fungi, Ascomycota, Sordariomycetes, Sordariales, Lasiosphaeriaceae. Bases 1 to 459 code for a protein of 152 amino acids.
AUGGCUUCCACGCGCCGCCAGACGGCCCUCGCCGCUAUCGACGCCGUCAAUGCUUGGGACAUCUCCAGGAUCAUGGCAGUCCGCGCGCCGAAUUGCGAACAACAGAUUCUUCCCAAAUCACUCAAUCGGCCUUCCAUGAACAAUGAGGCUUACGAGAAACACUUCGAGCGCAUCAAAAACUUGCUCCGCAACUAUCAUCUCGCUGUGGAGGAGAUACUUGAGGACACCGGUGCCAACAAGAUUGUCAUCUCGGCACACAGCUAUGCCGACACCCCGGUUGGCCCGUACUCGAUCGAUUACAUGCUCGUUCUCCACUUCACCGACGACGGAACAAAGAUCACACGAGUGUCCGAGUGGGUGGAUUCUGCGGUCUUCUCCGAGUUUUCCGCCCGCCUGGUGGCCGCAAUGGCGGGCAGUGGCACAAAUAUGGUGGUAACCGAGGACUUUGGCACAAAUUGA